This is a messenger RNA of Pedinophyceae sp. YPF-701, 1911 nucleotides long. The record is from the annotation of a GenBank genome assembly. NCBI's taxonomy places the organism in Eukaryota, Viridiplantae, Chlorophyta, Pedinophyceae.
AUGGCGGGUUUUCAGCUGCCGAACCUUCCGGGGUUCCGGGUCCACGAGCCGGUGUACCAGGGCCAAGCGCUGUACAAGAAGCAGACCCUGACGGUCUCGAGCUCGCUGCACACGGACGGCGGCGGGCCCCUGAUGGUCGUCGAUCCGCCCAAGGCCGUACACCCAGACGCACUCGUGCCGAAAGGCACGCUCAACAUGACGGGCCACAUGGUCCCGGAGGGCGUCCCGAGGUGGAAGGCGCUCGACGGCAAGGUGCUGCGGUUCUACGGCUUUUUCAAGGAGGGGGUUGUUGAGGACCCGGUUGAGAACCACCGCGUGCGGCGCGUGGUGAUCUACUACUACCUCGCGAAGGACGAGAUCCAGGUGCUCGAGGAGAAGACGCUCAACUCGGGCAUCCCGCAGGGGAACCUCAUCAAGCGCGGGGCGUGCCGCCGGGCCGACGGCGAGCUCGUGAGCACGGCGGACUUCCGCGUCGGCGGGACGCUCGAGCUGCACGGCAAGGUCUUCCUCCUCGUGGACUGCGACGGCUUCACGCGCGCGUUCUACGAGGAGGCCGGCGACCCGCAGCCCGCGAGCGUCGACUACCCCGCCGACCCCCUCGCCACCUUCCGCGCGGCGCGCGCGCACAAGACCCGCGCGCCCCCGAAGCCCCGCAACGACGUCCUCACCCGCUUCGUCGAGGCGCGCCUCGGCCGGCCCUCGUCCGCCCUCGAGGACGACACCAGGGGGGACUUCCUGACCAAGUCGGGCUCGGUGCUGCGGUACUACGCGAUCUGGGACGACCGCGGGGUCUCGGGCGGCGAGCGCCGGCCGUACAUCAUCCACAUGUACCUCGAGGACCACGCCGUGGAGAUCCUCGAGGUCCACGAGCCCAACGACGGGCGCGAGCCCUUCCCACUCUUCCUGCGGCGCACGCGGCUCCCGCUGCCGAACGUGCACCGCGCGGACGCGCUCUCGCGGCUCCCGAAGUCGCACUGCCUCGCGCCGCAGCACCUGAAGAUCGGCGCGAAGAUCUCGGUGUUCGGGCGCGAGUUCGAGAUCUUUGACUCGGACAAGUUCACGCGGGACUGGAGCAUCAAGAACCUGGGGCGCACGGCCGCGCAGACGGCGCCGAUCGACGUGCGCGAGCGCGCGCCGACCGAGGACGUGCUCGUCGUGCCGCCGUGGAACGGCUACGGCUCGCUGGCGGACUCGAUGCAAAACUGCCUGACGCUGCUGCCCAAGCCGCCGAAGCGCGACUUCCGGAAGAUGAUGCUGAACGAGAAGACGGUCCUGCGGUUCCGCGUCCGCAUGAUCGCGUACGAGGGCACCGCGCCGCUCGCGGCCGCCGACGCGGACCGCCGGCUCGUGCUGACGUACUACACGGCGGACGACACGCUGUCGAUCUUCGAGCCGCCGAUGCGCAACUCCGGCAUCAUCGGGGGCAAGUUCCUCGAGAAGCAGGAGGUCUUCAAGCCCGGCACGACGCAGCCCGUGCUCGCGCAGGACCUCUGGGUGGGCGCCGCCGUCAUCAUCCACUGCCGGGCGUUCCAGAUCCUCGACGCCGACGAGUUCACGCUGCGGUACAUGGAGGCCAACCCCGACGCGUUCCCCAUGUCGGACGCCGACGCCGUCAGCCUCGCGUGCAAGGAGGCGGCCCAGGGCAAGGCGGAGGCGCUGAGGGCCGCGGUGGGGUCGGCGCCGCUGAGCGUCGCGGACGUGGCGCGCGUGUUCGAGCACGUCGGGAUCGACAUGACGGCGCAGGAGAUCCUGACGCUGUACCGGUCGCUGGGUGGCAGCGAGCUGUCGCCCGUGUCGCCGGCGGAGCUGCUGGGAGCGCUGGGCGCGGCGGAGGCGCCGGCGCCGGCGGCGGAGGAGGGCGGGGGGGAGGGCGAGGGCGAGGGCGAGGGCGGGGAGGCGGCUGCAGAAUAG